Dicentrarchus labrax (European seabass) is the source of this 4933-nucleotide messenger RNA. Its product is annotated as WD repeat-containing protein 87-like. Gene Ontology annotation, molecular function: GTP binding. The record is from RefSeq and is a predicted model, not a curated record. NCBI's taxonomy places the organism in Eukaryota, Metazoa, Chordata, Actinopteri, Moronidae.
AACUUUCACUUUAGCUUCAGUCCUCAGGUUGAUCUCUCUGAUCCGCAGCAGAAGUUUCAGCUGGACAGUUGGUGACACAGAGCAGCAACACUGACACAACUGAAUGAGUCUGAUGUUUCCAGCAGAGUGACAUCAUGGCGACUGCAGCAUCUGCAUCUGGACUCAGGAUUGUGCUCUUGGGAAAAAGUGAGGACAAACAGACAAAACUUGGGAAUUACAUCAUUGGGAACCAAACUUUCCAUUACCAAAAACUGUCCCCUAUUGCACGAUGUGUGAUGGCCAAUGGAGAGUGGAGAGUAAAACCAUUAAUAGUGGUGAAAACUCCCAACAUCUUCAGUCUGUCUGUGGAGAACGUGAGAAGAGAGAUGAAGAACUGUGUGACUCUGUGUCCUCCUGGACCAAAUGUUCUUCUGCUGUUAGUGAAACCUUCUGAUUUCACUGAGGAGAACAGACAAACGCUGAAGUUCAUCCUGAGUUUGUUUGGUCAAGAUGCUUUAAAACACUCAAUGGUCAUCAUGACACAUGAAGAUGAUAAAAGUAACAUUGUAAAUCAGCUUUUCACAGACUGUGGAGGAAGACAGUACAACAUGGUUGAAGACAACCACACAUUUUUAAUGGAGAAGAUUGAGAACAUUGUGCAUGAAAACAAAGGAACCUUCCUCACCUUCACUGAAGAGACCAUAAGACCAAAGUCUGAACUCAUCAAACCAGCUUUAAACCUGGUUCUGUGUGGGAGGAGAGGAGCAGGGAAGACUUCAGCAGCCAAGGCCAUUUUAGGUCAGACAGAGUUUAAUUUAGUCUCCAACUCAUCAGAGUGUGUUAAACAUCAGGGAGAGGUGUGUGGACGUUGGGUUUCCCUGGUGGAGCUUCCUGCCUUAUAUGGAAGACCUCAGAAGGCAGUGAUGGAGGAAUCAUUCAGGAAUAUCUCCCUCUGUGAUCCGGAGGGCGUCCAUGCCUUCAUCCUGGUCCUACCUGUAGGUCCCCUCACUGAUGAAGACAAGAGAGAGUUAGGGACCAUCCAGAACACAUUCAGCUCUCGAGUCAAUGACAUCACCAUCAUUCUGUUCCCUGUGGACUCAGAUCCUACAGCUCCAGCUGUUGUUAACUUUGUGAAAGAAAACAGAGACAUCCAGGAGCUCCGUCAGAGCUGUGGAGGAAGAUAUGUUGUUCUCAACAUCAAGGACAAGCAGCAGAUCCCAGAACUGUUGGACAUGGUGGAACAAAAUACUAAAAAUAAACCACACUGCUACACAACUGAAACAUUUGCAUUUGCCCAAAUGGAUAAAGUCAUACAACUUGAGAGGCUGAUAAAGAAGAACAAGAUCACUGGUGAUGAUGAAGAAUGGAGUCCAGAGUGUCUCAGGAUUGUGCUGAUAGGGAAGACUGGCUGUGGAAAGAGCUCUUCAGGAAACACCAUUCUAGGAAGUAAAGAGUUUGAAGCCAAAUCAGCCCAAACAUCAGUCACUAAACACUGUCAGAAAGAACAGAGUGAAGUCGAUGGUCGUCAGGUGGUUGUGGUCGACACUCCUGGUCUGUUUGACACAGCUUUGUCUCAUGAAGAGGUUCAUGAGGAGAUGGUGAAAUGCAUCAGUCGUCUGGCUCCAGGACCACAUGUCUUCCUGUUGGUGUUACACAUUGGCAGAUUUACACCAGAGGAGAAGGAGACAUUAAAACUCAUCAAGGAAAGCUUCGGGAAGAAUUCUGAGAAGUUUACCAUCAUUCUUUUAACUGGAGGAGAUUCACUGGAACAUGAGGAGCUAUCGAUCGAUGAGUACAUUGAAGAGAGAUGUGAUGAUUCCUUUAAGAAGCUGAUCUCUGACUGUGGAGGAAGAUACCAUGUGUUUAAUAACCGAGAUAAACACAACCGCACACAGGUCAGUGAGCUGAUAACCAAGAUUGACACCAUGGUGAAGAAAAAUGGAGGCAGCUGCUACACUAACGAGCUGCUGCAAGAGGCAGAAGCUUCAAUAAAGAAAGAAAUGGAGAGAAUCCUGAAGGAGAAGGAAGAAGAGAUGGAGAGAGAGAGGGAGGAGCUUCAAAGAAAACAUGAGGAAGAAAUGGAAGAAAUGAAAAGACGAAUGGAAGAACAGAGAGCAGAAACUGAAAAGGAGAGAAAACUGAGAGAAAAACAACUUAAAGAAAAGGAGGAAAACAUCAAAAAAGAACGUGAGGAGAGAAAGAAAGAACAGGAAAUGAGAGAAGAAGAAGACAGGAAGAGAAAACAACAGGAAGAAAUUCAACGACAGGAGUGGAAACAGAAAGUUGAAGAUUUGGAGGAAAAAAUAAAAUCAGAGUCAGAAUCAAAGGAAACCAUUGAUAGAAAGCUGGAGGAGAGCAGAGAAGAGAUGAGAAAAGAACGAGAGAACUGGGAGAAACAACAAAAAGAAUGGUGGGAAAAACAAAAUCAAGAAAAUGAAAAGAAAAAACAGGAGGAACAAACAAAACUUAGAAAACUUCAAGAAGACUAUGAACAGGAAAGAGAAAAAUAUGAAAAGAAAAGAAAAAAAGAGGAUCGAAUCAGAAGAGAACAAGAGGAAAAAGAAAAAGAAGAACAGAGAGCAGAAAUUGAAAAGGAGAGAAAAAUGAUCGAAAAACAACUUAAAGAAAAGGAGGAAAACAUCAAAAAAGAACGUGAGGAGAGAAAGAAAGAACAGGAAAUGAGAGAAGAAGAAGACAGGAAGAGAAAACAACAGGAAGAAAUUCAACGACAGGAGUGGAAACAGAAAGUUGAAGAUUUGGAGGAAAAAAUAAAAUCAGAGUCAGAAUCAAAGGAAACCAUUGAUAGAAAGCUGGAGGAGAGCAGAGAAGAGAUGAGAAAAGAACGAGAGAACUGGGAGAAACAACAAAAACAAUGGUGGGAAAAACAAAAUCAGGAAAAUGAACAGAGACAACAGGAGGAAGAAACGAAACUGAAAAAGCUUCAAGAAGAAUACGAACAGGAAAGAGAAAAUCAUGAAAAGAAAAGAGAAGAAGAGGAUCGAAUCAGAAGAGAAAAAGAGGAAAAAGAGAAAAAAGACAUUGAGGAGAACUAUAAGAAAAAACUGGAGAAUCUGAAGAAGACACAUGAAGAAGAAGCCAGAGAGAAAGCUGAAGAGUUCAAUGAAUUCAAAGAGAAAUACAAAAAGGAAUCUGCAGCUCUGAAGGAAGAACAUGAGAAACAAAUGAAAGACAAAGAUCAACAAUAUAAUAUCUUAGAGGCUCUUAAAGUCCACAAUGAAGAACAGAUGAAGAAGAAACAUCAAGAGGAAAUGUGUGAAAUAGUGAAAUGUGUGACCAAAAAGAAAGAAAACAUGAAAAAAAUUAAAGACUUACUGAAGAAACAUGAAAAAGAAAUGAAAAAGGAAGAAAAUGAAGAGGAACAGAAAAAGCUACAACAAGAACAUGAAAAUCAAAUAAAUGACUUGAUACAGGAACUGAUCAAUCAAGGCAACGCAUCAAGCUGUCACAUUUUAUGAGGAGAUUUGUUUGAAGCAGGGAGAGAGGCUAACCAGGACUCAUAUGAUCUUGUCUUCUUGUUUCAGCUCAAAGCCGAGCAGCCGUGUUCUUUGUAGCUUUACCUUGAAUACAGAGAAUUAGUCUCGAUCAGGCAAAGAGAUCCUCAGUGAUCCACAGUGUCAGAUACAGCACUUAAAUCCAGGAAUUGAUAUAUUCACAAAAUAAUUGAACUGUAAACGGUUCUCUCUAAAUCUUUAGAUAAAAAUUGCCAUUUAGAAAUGAUUCUACAAUGUUUUAAUUUGGUAGGGUCAAGGUUUGAUUUUUUUAAGAAGCUGUUGCACGAUGGCGAGCUAUUUACAAUUGAUAAAAUUGUUGGACCAACACUUUUGAAAACCUCCUUUAGAAAUCAUCACGUCUAAAGGACUCGAUGUAGGCUUUCAUUUUUCCAAUGUGUUCUUUAAUGUGCAGAGUGUGAGAGGUUGGAAGUUGCUGAAAGAGGCAGAAGGAUUGCAGUGUGCAGAGAGAGGGUCACCUGUUGCAUGACCAAUCGGGAGCUUUAUUUUCUUUAAUGAUGAAGGACAAAUACUGCUCACAGAUCACUGGGGUGGCUUCAGUUAGUUGAUCAGGGGGGGUUAAUUACAGCUUCAAUGGUUUUUAAAGUUACGCUGGUUUGUUGUAAUGAAUUGAAAGGACCUGGUGUCUCAUACUGCUUUAUGAUAUGUUGACAUAAGUUCUUUACAUGGUUCGAUGUUAAACCACUAGACGGUCAUUUUUCCAUUUCUACUUCGCCUGUCUGCAUUUCUUCUUUAUUUCUCUCAUAUUAUUAUCUAUCCUAGACUGUGGUUUGAUUUAACUUUACUGUUGGAGUUGGUUAGAAAUUAUUCUGUAGACAUAUUUGUUUUUUGGUUAUUGCUAUGUGUAGAUGCAGUGGUGAAGGUCUAACUAAUACAAACAGGCAUCAAAAGUAAUUCUUUCUUAGUAGUACUUUUAGAGACUGCCUGUGCCUGGAACAUAACAGACAUCAAUCUGUGACUGUAAUGCCAGACAAACAGGAAGGUUGUGGUUUGUGUUAUUGCAUUCAGAGAGGAUGUUUUCAGUCUCAGCAGCUUGUCGAUCGCAGUGAGAACACAGCCUGUCUUCUGUUGGCAGCCAUGUUAGUCUGAGUCUUCCUGUUUCAGUGUUCAGGCUGUGCUCACUGAGUCUGUACAUUGUUCAUGUUUUCAGCUUUUAUCAGCUGUAGUGCUCAGAUACAGGGACAGUGUGGAGUCUUGUUUUAUACUGGCAUUUUGUAUGAUUUAUUUUUCAUGUGUGGUUUCCCUUACUGAACAUGGUUUGUCAUAUGACUUUGACUGUCAACACAAAUGUGACUACUUGCUAACAGAUAUAAGAAACAACCCAAAUGCAACCAUUUUGUAUUUGCCCUGAUGAAGAUUGAAGUUUUCUUAACUGUUACUCUGAGUAAAUAGUCAUGAUAUAUUAAAGGCCUUUUAAAUCACUA